UCCAAAGCUCCAGUAAUCAUCAAACAAGAAGAAGAAGACAGUCACUGGUGAACUGUUACCUGAAAGAUAAAUAAUACCCAACCGUGCUCUUCUGCUGUGGCCUGUGGAAAUCAGUGUAGGUCCAACUGCUACUAUGGCACUCUGCUCCCAAAAUUCUGCCCUGGCUGUUUCUAGCCAAGAGUUUGACUAUGGCUCAACCAAUGGUCCGAGCGUAGGGGCUGACAGUUUGAUGCUGAGAGCUCCUAUGACAACUAGAAAAAUGCAUCCUGUUGAAUCUUCUGAACGCACUUAUCAGGAGAGACAAGAAAAACUCGAGCUCCAAAUGGCAACUCGUACUUUUGGUCUUGGAUUUGCAAUGCAUCGACGACAUGAGAGAGCUGCAGCCGGCUUCGCGGGCAUUGGUCACUUGAACGGCGUGCUGCCGCGCUCGAACGCCAUGCACGACGCUCUCACAGCACGCGACGUCGAGAUCGACUUCUCAGACACCCUCGCCCUGGACGUGUUCUCUCAAAGGUCCCCUCACGAGCUCAUGGAACGAGCGCUUACGGGAAAAUUCUAAUGCAUUAGAAUUUCAUUAUUAAUAUAGCUUACCACAAGGAUUCAAUAAAAUUCCAACAUCG
This is a messenger RNA of Hyalella azteca, 620 nucleotides long. RefSeq lists its product as uncharacterized. Lineage: Eukaryota; Metazoa; Arthropoda; Malacostraca; Amphipoda; Hyalellidae. The transcript has 3 exons. Gene Ontology annotation, cellular component: cytoplasm; nucleus. Bases 134 to 559 code for a protein of 141 amino acids. The record is from RefSeq and is a predicted model, not a curated record. Gene Ontology annotation, biological process: proteasome assembly.